UGCGCUACAGAAAAUAAUUUUAUAAUUGAAUUCUUGAUCUUCUCUUAUUAUAACAGAUUAGCGUGCAGUGAUGGUGAAACAUCAGCGAGGAGCUGUGACAGCAGUUAUGAACAUGAGUUUGUUUCUGCUGCUGUCAGGACUUCAGUGCAGCGCUUCUGGUCUUUGGCGAGAGUAUCAGUACAUAAACAUAAGUAUGACAUGGACACAAGCUCAGAGUUACUGUAGAUAUAGAUUCACUGAUCUGGCUACUGUAGACUCGAUGGAUGAUGUGAACAGGAUGAUAAAUUUAGUCAAUGAAACGGAUGGGUACAGAGGAUCAAUGUGGAUUGGACUGCAAAAGACAGCACAGAGUCAUUGGGUUUGGUCACAUGGAGAAGAUAACAUUUCACAGUACAUUACAUGGGCCACAGGAAGACCUACUGGACAAGAUUGUGUAUUUUUUGCCAAUAAUGUCUGGUACGAUAAUGCUUGUCAAAACCAUUAUCACUUUGUGUGCUACAAUGACAGCACUGGAUACAUCAGGAUAUAUGUAUGGAAAAACUGGACAGAUGCUCAGAGUUACUGCAGACAAUAUCACACUGAUCUGGCCACCGUCCACAACUCUGAAGAGCAGAAGCAGCUAUAUGCAGCUGUUGGAGAUCCCUGGGCAUGGGUCUGGAUCGGUCUGUACAGAGAAUCUUGGCAGUGGUCUGAUCAAUGGAAUCUCACCUUUAGAAACUGGGCAGCAGGACAUCCAUUCAUAAGUUUUGGUGACUGUGCUGCCAUGUCAACAAUUGAUUCUGGAAAAUGGGUUCAAUACAGCUGUAACCAACAGUACCAUUUCAUCUGCCAUGGAGAGGACAAGUACGUUACAAGACAGAUUGUCAGAUUGAACUUGGCCCAGGAUGAAAAAUACAAUUUAAAUGAUCCUUCACUACAGAACGCCACACUGAAUGAGAUACGUGAAAAGCUUAAGGCCUUGGGGCUUGGAGGCUUUAAGAGCAUAAAGUGGAGAAAGGAUGAAGUUGGACAGGUUUUUCAUCUGACUGGCAAACGCACAGCAAAUUGAAAUGACAAAUGUGAUAUUAACUAA
Molecule: messenger RNA, 1072 nt
Organism: Misgurnus anguillicaudatus (oriental weatherfish)
Lineage: Eukaryota; Metazoa; Chordata; Actinopteri; Cypriniformes; Cobitidae
Source: RefSeq, a predicted model, not a curated record